Messenger RNA from Vollenhovia emeryi, 507 nucleotides. Its product is annotated as proline-rich protein 2-like. The transcript has 2 exons. The coding region runs from base 1 to 507 and encodes 168 amino acids. The record is from RefSeq and is a predicted model, not a curated record. NCBI's taxonomy places the organism in Eukaryota, Metazoa, Arthropoda, Insecta, Hymenoptera, Formicidae.
AUGAGUGCCUUCCGCAGGAAGCCCGAUCAUGGGCCGGUCCCGCCGCUCAGGGCGGCAGCGGCAAUUACGGCGCCUGGUCAGGGCACACCACCAGGCGCAGUACCCGAACCCCGGGAGAAUCAACAACCGCCACCACCUCCUCAGUACCCUCAGCCUCCCCCUCAGAAGCUUCCUCCCCCGUACCCCCACCCCCCUCAGAAGCAUCCACCCCCGCGCACCGGGAACCUCCACGUACCUCCUAUCCGCCCACCCCCGCCUACCUCCGGCGAGCUCUACCCGCAGCGGGUGUGGAGGCCGCGGCCUCCUAUUACCCCUCCGGCACGAGCACCUCUGGCCGCGAUCUCCGGUCCAGCACCUUCCCUCGCUGCGAGAAAAUCGCCGAUGAUCGCCCGGCCAGCCACUGCCCUCCCGCGAGUCGUCUCGGACGUCCCCCUCCUGAGGAGGGUUAAGAUUGUCCGCCCUCACGUCGCCACCUCCAAACAGAGGCGAAAUAUGCCUCCGCUAUAG